AUGAAUGCUGAAGGUUUACAUCGCAAAUACAAAAAAACCAUCGGUGACUGGGUCAGAUUCAAUUACAAGUUGGCUGGUCGUAAGGUUGAUGGUCCUGUUGAACCACCGAAGAAGAAAGCGACUAAUCAAAAAGGAAUUGGCGGAUGGGUUAAGUCCACUAACAAAGAGAGCAGUGAAAGUAAGAAGAAACCAGGAAAGCGGGCCAAAGUUGAAUCUGAGGAAGACGAAGAAGAAGGAUUGGAUCUAUCAGAGGAUAGCGAGACUUCUCCAAAAGUUAGCUCAUCGAAGCGAAAAAAGCCGGUAAGAGGCACUCAAGCUGCGAAGAAGCCAACGAAAGAGGCGAAAGUUGAAUUGGAAUCUGAAUCUGAGGAAGAAGAGUUGGAUCUAUCGGAAGAUAGCGACUCUGCAGAAGAUUUAUCGAAAAGCGACUCUGCAGAAGAUUUAUCGAAGAGCGACACUUCUGCAGAAGUUAAUUUAUCGAAGCGAAAGUUACCGGUAAGAAAAACUCGAACCGUGAAGAAAGCAACAAAACAAGCCAAGGUUGAAUUGGAAUCUGAAUCGAAUGAAUCUGAGGAAAGCGAUGAGGAAGAUUUGGAUCAAUCGUAUAAUGGCGAAGAAGAAAAAUCUCCAAAGUCUCCAAAAGUCGUCUCACCAAAGCAAAAAAAGCCNUUAGGGCGGAUUAGCCUCUUCUAUUAG
Messenger RNA from Anisakis simplex (herring worm), 696 nucleotides. The record is from the annotation of a GenBank genome assembly. NCBI's taxonomy places the organism in Eukaryota, Metazoa, Nematoda, Chromadorea, Rhabditida, Anisakidae.